AUGCGUCUCCGGGUGUGGGCCAAACUCCCGUGGUUGCUCGCGCAACUGCUCGCCAUGCUGUGCUCCACUGGACAGGCGCGUGCCAAACUAAACUCCAUCUCAACGGUGCUACUCCGGGAGUCGCACGCACCGUCAGCCGACAGGAGCACGGGUUCCCCGUUACCCGGUACCGUGAGGAAGAGCAGCAAGGUCCCSGAUCAGGUGUACCCCUGUGGCAGUGACCUGGAAUGUGGCAAGGGGAGCUUUUGCCAGGCUCCCUCCAGAAACCCCUCCCCACAACGAUGUCACACCUGCCGACAGAGGAAGAGGCGUUGUCAUAGAGACGCCAUGUGCUGCCCCRGCAACCAUUGYAGAAACAGUCAGGUGGGUGACCCGUGUCUCAGGUCUACAGAAUGUUCUGAAGGUCUGUGUUGUGCCCGUCACUUCUGGGACAGGAUCUGUAAGCCGGUGCUGAGGCAUGGGGAGGUGUGUACACGGCACGGCAGGAAAGGACAGCACGGCCUGGAGUUGUUCCAACGUUGUGACUGUGGAGAGGGAUUGGCCUGCCAAGCACUCCGUACAGCCCUGCCAUCUUCCUCAUCAUCAUCAUCAUCRUCGWMGUCGAAGUCGAUAGCAGCAGCAGCUAAAGCAAGAUUGUACUUGUGUCAGAGGGAGUGA
Messenger RNA from Salvelinus sp. IW2-2015, 657 nucleotides. RefSeq names its product dickkopf-related protein 2-like. Lineage: Eukaryota; Metazoa; Chordata; Actinopteri; Salmoniformes; Salmonidae. The transcript is spliced from 3 exons. Gene Ontology annotation, molecular function: receptor antagonist activity; co-receptor binding. Gene Ontology annotation, biological process: negative regulation of canonical Wnt signaling pathway; multicellular organism development. Bases 1 to 657 code for a protein of 218 amino acids. Gene Ontology annotation, cellular component: extracellular region. The record is from RefSeq and is a predicted model, not a curated record.